AUGGCUGGGGCAAUUAUAGAAAACAUGAGCACCAAGAAGCUGUGCAUUGUUGGUGGGAUUCUCCUGGUGUUCCAAAUCCUCGCCUUUCUGGUGGGCGGCUUGAUUGCUCCUGGGCCCACGACAGCAGUGUCCUACAUGUCAGUAAAAUGUGUGGACACCCACAAAAACCACCACAAGACAAAAUGGAUGAUGCCUUGGGGACCCAACCAGUGUGACAAGAUCCGAGACUUCAAUGAAGCAAUUCUGAAGGAAAUCCAAGCCAAUGACAUUGUGUUUUCUGUCCACAUCCCCCUCCCCUCCAUGGAGAUGAGCCCCUGGUUCCAGUUCAUGCUGUUUAUCCUGCAGCUGGACAUUGCCUUCAAGCUGAACAACCAAAUCCGAGAAAAUGCCGAAGUUUCCAUGGACGUCUCCCUGGCUUACCGCGAUGAUAUGCUUGCUGAGUGGACUGAAAUUGCCCAUGAAAGGGUGCCUCGGAAACUCAAGUGCAUGUUCACAUCCCCCAAGACCCUAGAGCACGAGGGGCGUUACUACGAGUGUGAUGUCCUUCCAUUCAUGGAGAUCGGGUCCGUAGCUCACAAGUACUACCUCCUAAACAUCCGACUGCCUGUGAACGAGAAGAAGAAAAUCAACGUUGGGAUCGGCGAGAUCAAGGAUAUCCGGCUGGUGGGGAUCCAUCAAAAUGGAGGCUUCACCAAGGUGUGGUUUGCCAUGAAGACCUUCCUUACACCCAGCAUCUUCAUCAUCAUGGUGUGGUACUGGAGGAGGAUCACCAUGAUGUCCCGGCCCCCAGUGCUUCUGGAAAAAGUCAUCUUUGCCCUGGGGAUUUCCAUGACCUUCAUCAACAUCCCAGUCGAAUGGUUUUCCAUUGGCUUUGACUGGACCUGGAUGCUGUUGUUUGGUGACAUCCGGCAGGGCAUCUUCUAUGCGAUGCUUCUUUCCUUCUGGAUCAUCUUCUGUGGCGAGCACAUGAUGGAUCAGCAUGAGCGGAAUCACAUUGCAGGAUACUGGAAGCAAGUCGGACCCAUUGCAGUUGGCUCUUUCUGCCUCUUCAUAUUUGACAUGUGUGAGAGAGGGGUACAACUGACGAAUCCUUUCUACAGUAUCUGGACCACAGAUGUCGGAACAGAGCUGGCUAUGGCCUUCAUCAUUGUGGCCGGCAUUUGCCUCUGCCUCUAUUUCCUCUUCCUGUGCUUCAUGGUCUUCCAGGUGUUUCGGAACAUCAGCGGGAAGCAGUCCAGCCUGCCCGCCAUGAGCAAGGUCCGGCGGCUGCACUAUGAGGGGCUAAUUUUCAGGUUUAAGUUCCUCAUGCUGAUCACCUUGGCCUGUGCUGCUAUGACUGUCAUCUUUUUCAUCGUUAGCCAGGUGACUGAGGGCCACUGGAAAUGGGGUGGUGUCACGGUGCAAGUGAACAGUGCCUUCUUCACGGGCAUCUAUGGGAUGUGGAACCUGUAUGUCUUUGCCCUGAUGUUCCUCUACGCGCCAUCGCACAAGAACUACGGGGAUGACCAGUCAAAUGGCGACCUGGGUGUCCACAGUGGGGAAGAACUCCAGCUCACUACCACUAUCACUCACGUGGAUGGACCCACCAAGAUCUAUAAGUUGAGCCGCAAGGAGGCCCAGGAAUAGGAGGCGGCUGCAGCACCUGGCUGGGACUGUCUCCAGACCAGAGGGACUCUGCACAACCAAGCCCCGCGUGUCUCUGAGCUUGGGUUUGUCGGACCAGCAGCAUGGACAUUUGUCGGUUUGCCUUCUGACCGCAGCUUUUGGAGGAAGACACUUGCAGCCACUGGUGCGUGGGGUGUGAUGACAGACCCUCUGGUAUGACCCAUUUCUGUGACUGGUGUUAACAGAUGACAUCGUAACAGCCGGAGCAGGUGGCUAGGCCACCACCUGUACUGGGACAUACUCCUUGGGGGAUGGUUGGGGCCAGGGGAUUGUUGGACUCGUCCUUGUGUUAGCUUCUAGGAUCGAUGUAAACAUCCCUUUCCACCCGAGAUAGACUGGGGCCACAGUCUUCUCACUCCUAGUCCAUGGCCACUGUUGUUUCAUUCCUAUUUAUGUCACCAAGCAGCCUAUGGAGCUAAUAUUUAAGUUGUCAUCUCUAGAGGCACCCCGUGUUUUUUAUGACAUAAUGUAAAAUAACUGAAUUUCAUCCGAAAGUCCACGACACCAAGGGCAUCUCAGCUUUGAAACCAAAUCUUGUGUGUCCAUGCUAACUAACCAGUCUGUUGGAUGUAGGGUUAAAAAAAAAAAGAGAAAGUGUUUGCUAAACUCCCUGGUAGGAUGUAUUGUAUUAAAUGGCCUUUGGGUCUGAAAUGCUUUUUUUAACCUCUUGCUUAGAAUGUGGUUUUCUUUUGAUAAGAUGCCCCAAGCAGCCUCCAAACAUGUAGAUCUGAUCAUUUAAAUAAACCUGUCUGUAUAA
This is a messenger RNA of Echinops telfairi (small Madagascar hedgehog), 2422 nucleotides long. RefSeq names its product Wnt ligand secretion mediator (gene WLS). Gene Ontology annotation, cellular component: endomembrane system; organelle membrane. Gene Ontology annotation, molecular function: Wnt-protein binding. The transcript is spliced from 12 exons. Bases 1 to 1626 code for a protein of 541 amino acids. NCBI's taxonomy places the organism in Eukaryota, Metazoa, Chordata, Mammalia, Afrosoricida, Tenrecidae. The record is from RefSeq and is a predicted model, not a curated record. Gene Ontology annotation, biological process: Wnt protein secretion; intracellular protein transport; Wnt signaling pathway.